AUGGCGUUUUCAGCCCUGAAGCCCAUCCCAGAGCAUGAAGCUAUCAUUUUGAUCGCCGAGUCGGACGCCAUGACUCUGAACCUUGCUAAACUGAAACUGAACCAAUUAUUCUUCUUGUCCUCGGUAUGGAGAUGUUCUCAUCCGGACUGUACCGCAUACCCUUACUCGAAAGGCGCGAUCUUCUGUCGUCUAGUGCAGAGGCCACUGUGGAUACUGAUCCUCAUUCUCGGUGUUCUCAAUCUCCUUACAGUCGCAUGGCAAUGUCUCCUCUACUUACUCGUGAACGAUAUCGAAUUAUUUGUUUUCCCCGGUGAACGUCCCUCCAUGUUCUCUAACUGGUCAACCCACUUCGUGACACCCGUCCGCUGCCACUCUCAUAACGACUACUGGCGCCGUAUUCCACUACAAUCGGCACUGGCCGCAGGAUGUAUCAGUGUGGAGGCUGAUGUCUGGUCAUGGGGUGAUGAGCUUCUUGUUGGUCAUUCCCGCUACACGGUGUUGCCAGGAACAUUGCACAGUCUCUACCUUGAUCCAUUGUUGAAGAUACUCGACGACCACAAUGCACCUUCGCGGACGUGGCCUAGAGUCAAAACCCAUGGGAUAGCUGGAGUCUUUGCCAACGACCCGAUGCAGACUCUGACGCUGUUAGUCGAUUUCAAAACUGACGGGGAUCAAAUUUGGCCUCUUCUUACUGAACGGUUGCAAUCAUUUCGGGACAAGGGCUAUCUCACUUACUUCAAUGGCACUGAUAUCAUCUAUCGCCCCGUUACGGUCGUUGCUAAUGGAGACGCACCUUUUAAUCUGAUUACAAAGAGCUCGACCUAUCGUGAUAUCUUCUACGAUGCACCUUUGGACAACUUGACGCUUCCUGCUUCUCCCAUGGGCCCCACAUACAACCCAUCCAACAGUUACUAUGCAUCGGCAGACUUCCGCAAGUCAAUCGGGACUCUCCCUCUCAGUCGCCUGUCGGAUGAUCAACUAUCUACCCUUCGAAGACAGGUGCGUGCAGCCCACGACCUCGGUCUGAAGGUGCGAUACUGGGGUAACCCCACAUGGCCAGUGGGGCUGCGAAAUUAUGUUUGGAAUAUGCUUGUGCAAGAAGGCGUGGAUGUGAUCAAUACGGAUGAUCUGCGGGGUACAGCGAGACAAGAUUGGACAUCUCACCACUGGUGGAAGUGGUAG
Messenger RNA from Penicillium soppii, 1182 nucleotides. RefSeq names its product phosphatidylinositol-specific phospholipase C/glycerophosphodiester phosphodiesterase family protein. Gene Ontology annotation, molecular function: phosphoric diester hydrolase activity. The coding region runs from base 1 to 1182 and encodes 393 amino acids. Gene Ontology annotation, biological process: lipid metabolic process. NCBI's taxonomy places the organism in Eukaryota, Fungi, Ascomycota, Eurotiomycetes, Eurotiales, Aspergillaceae. The record is from RefSeq and is a predicted model, not a curated record. The transcript has 2 exons.